Molecule: messenger RNA, 1461 nt
Organism: Colletotrichum higginsianum IMI 349063
Lineage: Eukaryota; Fungi; Ascomycota; Sordariomycetes; Glomerellales; Glomerellaceae
Product: FAD dependent oxidoreductase
Exons: 5
Coding region: 1-1461 (486 amino acids)
Molecular function (GO): FAD binding; monooxygenase activity
Source: RefSeq, a predicted model, not a curated record
AUGCUCGACAUCGCAAUCAUCGGCGGCGGCAUCGCCGGUCUCACGACCGCAAUCGCGCUCCGGCGGGCGGGCCACGCCGCGACCAUCUACGAGAGGUCGGCGCUGAACAACGAGAUGGGCGCCGCCAUCAACGUGCAGCCCAACGCGUCGCGUCCGCUGCUGGCGCUCGGCAUGGACCCCGCGCGCGCCAGGCUCGUGGUGGCCGAGGGCAGCCGGCGGGUGAGGGGGGAUACCCUGGAGCCGGUCCACGAACUCGACCUGGGCGCCAUCGGGGAGAAGCAUGGCUCGCCGUGGUACUUUGCACACAGGGUCGACCUGCACCAGGAGUUGAAGCGCAUGGCCACGACGAACGACGGCGGGCCGCUCAUCACGUUCAAGUUGAGGAGCGAGGUCACGCGCUAUGACCCUGAAGGGGCUCGGUUCAGUCUUCGCGACGGAACCGUCGUUUCCUCCGAUCUGGUCGUUGUCGCAGACGGCAUCCACAGCGGCGGCGUCGAGGCCAUCCUCGGAUCCCCCAACCCUGCGUUCCCCGCGGCGCACGACAACUUUUGCUACCGGUUCCUCAUCCCGAUGGCAGAUGUGCUUCAUGACCCGGCCACGGCCGAGUUGUUCGACGGCGCAGCGGGUAGCGUGCGGAUGUUUCUCGGGGACGGGAAGAGGAUAGUGACUUAUCCAUGUCGAGACGGCGAGGUACUUAACUGCAUCGGCAUCUUUCACGAUGAAGUCGGAUCAUCAAGUAAAGAAGGUCAGCUUGUGGAAUCGAGAGAGAGAGAGAGAGAGAGAGAGAGAGAGAGAGGCCACCGCCUCUCCCUCGCCCCGAAGCCAAAGAAACCAUGCCUGACCAUUAUCCCAGAUUGGCACAACUCCGUCGACAAGUCUCUUCUAGCAGACCGCUUCUCCAGCUUCCAUCCCAGCGUGCUCUCACUUCUCGACAAGGCGAGUGAGGUGAAGCAAUGGCCACUGUUGUACAGGGCGCCUAUCCCGACGUGGAGGAAAGGCAGGAUGGUUCUCAUUGGAGAUGCCGCCCAUCCCAUGCUUCCCCACCAAGGUCAAGGGGGUGCACAGGCUAUCGAGGACGGCGUUGCCCUCGGCGUCUGUCUAUCGAACGUCACUUCAGGGGCCGACGUUCCAGAAAGACUCGAAGUUUUCGAGCGCAUCCGCAGGAACAGAGCCAGCGCGGUGACGAUAUUCAGCAACGCGGCGCAGGACGAGGCGGAGAAGAUCAGAGAGGCCGCCUCUCGGUUUGUCCCGGCCGAUCGUAUUCCGAGUGAGUUUUCUAGCAUUGACACCGGCGACAAGGAGCAUCGACGUCUUCUGACGCUGGAGGCAGCAAACCCAGAGGGCUUUUAUGACUUUCACUUCGACUACGACAUCAUCGAGGACUCGGUGAAACACAUGCGGACGCUACAUGCGGGUUUCAAGCUCCCAGACUCGUUUCUCCAAUGCCAGGUCAGCAAUUGA